This is a messenger RNA of Botrytis fragariae, 2382 nucleotides long. RefSeq names its product putative proliferating cell nuclear antigen protein. Gene Ontology annotation, molecular function: DNA binding; DNA polymerase processivity factor activity; carbohydrate:proton symporter activity. Gene Ontology annotation, biological process: transmembrane transport; carbohydrate transport; regulation of DNA replication. The record is from RefSeq and is a predicted model, not a curated record. Bases 1 to 2382 code for a protein of 793 amino acids. Lineage: Eukaryota; Fungi; Ascomycota; Leotiomycetes; Helotiales; Sclerotiniaceae. The transcript has 10 exons. Gene Ontology annotation, cellular component: membrane.
AUGGCAUCUUUAACCCCGCCCGAGAUAAGUGAGACGAUCAAGGACUCUGCAUAUUCGAAUACUUCAAACGGCCAAGAAGAGCAUAUGGAAGCUUCUUAUCGUCCCUACGUUGAAAGCGGACUCAGAGGCAUUAUCGCUUCACCUUACGUUGCUGGGGCUGCCGUUUUGAGCACAGUUGGCGGACUUCUAUUCGGGUAUGACCAAGGCGUAGUCUCUGUCGUUCUUGUCAUGGAAAGCUUCGUUCUGGAUUUUCCUCGUAUAGGCCCCCAUUCUAGCGGCUUUUGGAAGGGCAUUUUGACGGCUAUGAUCGAACUUGGGGCAUUUUUUGGUGCCUUGAACCAGGGCUGGAUUGCCGACAAAUAUUCGAGGAAAUACUCUAUAAUAAUCGCUGUGGUCAUAUUCCUCUUAGGAAGCGUUUUACAAACUGCGACUGUCAACUUCAACAUGCUUAUUGUUGCUAGACUCGUGGGGGCAUUGCACCACCGGAAAUUCGUGGCGCCUUACUCGUCCUGGGCAAGUGGUUUCAAUUGUCCCAGUACAAUUCACACAAUCAAAGUGCUAACUAGUCAUGCAGAGGAGCUUUCGAUUGUUGUAGGCAUCGUCGUCGCUUUCUGGAUAUCCUUCGGCACAAGAUAUCUAGGUGGCGAGUGGGGCUGGCGCCUCCCUUUCUUUAUACAAAUCGUUCCUGCCUUAUUCUUGGGAGCUGGGGUGUACUUCCUUCCAUUUUCGCCAAGAUGGCUUUCUUUCAAAGGACAUGAUGAGGAGGCUCUGAAUGUCCUAUCGAAGCUGAGACAAUUGCCCGAUACCGAUUCAAGGAUUCAGGAAGAAGCACGUCACAUACGCAACGAAGUGUCGCACAUUCGACAAAUUCACCUGCAGAAACAUGAAAAUCUUAUGAACUCACCCAUGAAGUUCGAAGUAGCUUUGUGGGGAGAUUGCUUUGCGUCGGAUUCUAUCAAACGCACGCACGUUGGUAUACUUAUCAUGUUCUUCCAACAAUUCGUCGGUAUAAAUGCCCUAAUUUACUAUUCUCCCACUCUGUUUUCUAGAAUGGGCUUGGGUUCAGAGAUGCAACUUAUCAUGUCGGGCGUUCUAAAUAUUUGCCAGCUCGUUGGUGUAGGCUCUAGUCUCUUUACGAUGGAUCGAUAUGGAAGAAGGCCCUUAUUGAUGAUAGGCUCGUUUUUUAUGACUAUUAGCCAUGUUAUGAUAGCUGUCAUGGUCUGCCUGUUUUCUUAUGACUGGCAUACCCACCAAGCAGCUGCCUGGGUCAGUGUAGCAUUUCUCCUCUUCUAUAUGGUGAUUUUUGGAGCAUCCUGGGGCCCUGUUCCUUGGGCAAUGCCAUCAGAGAUCUUCCGAAGCGAUCUUCGUGCAAAAGGCGUCGCUCUAAGCACCUGCUCCAAUUGGCUGAAUAAUUUCAUCAUUGGUCUGAUUACUCCGCCGCUAGUAAUAUAUACUAAUUGGGGAGCAUACGUUUUCUUCGCUGUUUUUUACUUCAUUACCGUCAAGAUGUUAGAAGCCCGCCUCGAACAAGCAGACCUCCUCAAGAAGGUUGUCGAUGCCAUCAAAGAUCUCGUUCAAGACUGCAACUUCGACUGCAAUGAUUCAGGAAUCGCGCUCCAAGCUAUGGACAACUCGCACGUUGCGCUCGUAUCGAUGAUGCUGAAGGCUGAAGGAUUUUCUCCUUACCGAUGUGACCGCAAUGUCGCCCUCGGUGUCAAUCUCACUUCUCUCACAAAGGUUCUGCGAGCUGCCCAAAACGAGGAUAUUCUCACCAUCAAGGCCGAGGAUGCACCAGAUGUUUUGAACUUAGUAUUCGAGAGCAGUGAGAGCGAUCGAUUGAGCGAAUAUGAUUUAAAGUUGAUGGAUAUCGAUCAAGAACAUUUGGGUAUCCCUGAUACAGAAUAUGCGGCAGUCAUCAAUAUGCCAAGUUCGGAGUUCAAGAGAAUCUGUGUCGAUCUUAUGGCUUUGUCCGAGUCUGUGUCGAUUGAGGCUUCAAAGGAUGGUGUUAAGUUCUCCUGUGCUGGAGACAUUGGCAAUGGUGCUGUCACCCUGCGCAGCCAUAGCAAUAUCGACAAGCCAGAUCUUAACGUCGAUAUUGAGCUUACCGAGCCGGUCUCCUUGACCUUCUCCCUCAAAUACUUGGUCAACUUCUGCAAGGCUGCUGGUUUGUCUAAGUCUGUUAAACUUUGCUUGUCUAAUGAGGUUCCUCUCUUGGUGGAAUACCAGCUUGCCGGAAGCAGUUACUUGAGAUUUUACUUGGCACCAAAGCAUAUUCAAUAUGGCGCGUGGGUUGGUUUAUGGAUAUGGACAAUGGUCGUGGUAAAUUGUGCCAUGAAUGGUUUUGUUGCUCAGUACAUGGUAUGCGAUGAAGCAAUUCGUUGA